Molecule: messenger RNA, 1804 nt
Organism: Corylus avellana
Lineage: Eukaryota; Viridiplantae; Streptophyta; Magnoliopsida; Fagales; Betulaceae
Product: omega-3 fatty acid desaturase, chloroplastic
Biological process (GO): lipid metabolic process
Molecular function (GO): oxidoreductase activity, acting on paired donors, with oxidation of a pair of donors resulting in the reduction of molecular oxygen to two molecules of water
Source: RefSeq, a predicted model, not a curated record
GAGAGAGAGAGAUCAGAUAAGGGGACUAGUGACAAGGAACAGGAAGCACAAGUUGAGGUUUGUUGUUGGAACUUGGAAGUGGAGGAGAAAAGCCCUUGUGUUAUCUACUUACGUCCCUUCUCUAAAUCUGUUCAUAGCCUUCAUUCUGCGCUUCCUGACUCUCUGUCUCUCUUUCUGUGACCAGAAAAGACCCGGAGCUGAGAUUCUUGCGUCUUCUGCAUCCGGGCCUCCAAUGGCGACCUGGGUCUUGUCAGAAUGUGGCCUCAAGCCUCUUCCUAGAAUAUUCUACCCUCCGCUCAGAAAUGGGCUAGCAUCAAACACUACCUUCCCUUCCAAGAUAAGGCCGCCACCCAUUUGUAAAAAAAGCCUCUGUGUUGGUUCUUCUUUGAGACUAUCAAGCGGGCUUAGAGGAAACAGUUGGUGGGCACUAAAUGUGAGUGCGCCAUUGAGGGUCCCGUCUGUGGGAGAGGAAGAUGAAAAGAGCGAUCAGAGAGUUAAUGGGGUUGAAGAUGAUGGAGAAUUCGACCCCGGUUCACCUCCUCCUUUUCGGUUGGCCGAUAUCCGAGCAGCCAUUCCAAAGCAUUGUUGGGUUAAAGACCCUUGGAAAUCAAUGAGCUAUGUUGUGAGGGAUGUGGUCGUGGUUUUUGGUUUGGCGGCUGUUGCGGCUUACUUCAACAAUUGGAUUGUUUGGCCUCUGUACUGGAUUGCUCAGGGGACCAUGUUCUGGGCUCUCUUUGUUCUUGGCCACGACUGUGGUCAUGGGAGCUUCUCUAGUAAUCUUAAUCUCAAUAGUGUUGUGGGGCAUCUCCUUCAUUCUUCAAUCCUUGUCCCCUACCAUGGAUGGAGAAUUAGCCACCGGACUCAUCAUCAAAACCACGGACACGUCGAGAAUGAUGAAUCGUGGCAUCCAUUGCCCGAGAAGAUGUACAAGAAUUUGGAUUAUGUCACCCGAUCAUUGAGGUUCACCUUGCCUUUUCCAAUGCUGGCUUACCCUUUCUAUUUGUGGGUUCGAAGUCCUGGAAAGAAGGGCUCUCAUUACCACCCCAACAGCGAUUUGUUUGUCCCAAAUGAAAGAAAAGAUGUUAUCACCUCAACUGCUUGUUGGACCGCAAUGGCUGCACUUCUUGUGUGCUUAUCCUUUGCAAUGGGUCCUGUCCAACUGCUUAAACUCUAUGGCGUUCCCUACUGGAUAUUUGUAGUGUGGCUGGAUGUAGUCACUUACUUGCAUCACCACGGCCACGAGGACAAGCUUCCCUGGUAUCGUGGAAAGGAAUGGAGUUAUCUGAGAGGAGGACUUACAACUCUUGACCGUGAUUAUGGAGUAAUCAACAACAUCCAUCACGAUAUUGGGACCCAUGUGAUCCAUCACCUAUUCCCCCAAAUCCCACAUUACCACUUAGUAGAAGCAACGGAGGCAGCUAGGCCAGUGUUCGGGAAGUACUACCGGGAGCCGAAGAGGUCCGGUCCUCUCCCAUUUCACCUAUUGGGAACCCUUAUAAGAAGCAUGAAACAAGAUCGCUAUGUGAGCGACGCCGGAGAUGUUGUAUAUUACCAAACAGACACACAACAAUAUGAACCUGAGGCAUCAAAAUGACGUCGUGAAGGUUUUCAAGUAUAGCAAGUGAAGCCUACCAACCAAUUGAUUUGUGUCACUUCUGACAAUUGUUUGUCUCUGUAUCACCAGUCAUCACUCCUAUAAAAUCAUCUUUGUUUUGCAUAGGUGAAUGCAGCCUGUCCAUUGUACCAUUGACAUGACUAUCACAGUAUGAUAAAAUUCUGAAAAAAAUAAAAAAGAAAAAGGCAU